Cladophialophora carrionii CBS 160.54 is the source of this 1398-nucleotide messenger RNA. RefSeq lists its product as uncharacterized. The transcript has a single exon. The record is from RefSeq and is a predicted model, not a curated record. Gene Ontology annotation, cellular component: cytoplasm. NCBI's taxonomy places the organism in Eukaryota, Fungi, Ascomycota, Eurotiomycetes, Chaetothyriales, Herpotrichiellaceae. Bases 1 to 1398 code for a protein of 465 amino acids.
AUGACCAACCUACUAGAGCAAGAGAAGCGGGAACAAACGUCGCCGAUCACGACGUUGCCCUUCCCACCAGUAACCCCUCAACAUAUCCUCAACACGUCCUUCCACUCGUGGUAUCCCCGUUUCCGAUCCAUGACGCCCAAAGCAAGACUGAUCCCCCUCUCGCAACCGUUUCUGGACUAUCUCCGCGCCGACGGGAUCAUCCUGCCCCCGGAACACAAGUCCUCGACCAGCGACGCCGAAGACUCAGGCUACGACGACGAGGGUUCCGACGAUGCAAGUGCCGACACCGAGCUCGACCCCUCUGAAAGCUGGGCGGACGUGCACGCGGCCAUCGCCACCACGAUCCGAGACCUAGGCGGCAAGGUGGUCCCCAAGCUGAACUGGUCGGCACCCAAGGACGCCACCUGGAUCGCCACCACCAACGACAUGGAGUGUCGGACCCCCAACGACGUCUACCUCCUCCUCAAGUCCAGCGACUUCAUCACCCACGACCUGGAGCACGCCUUUGACGGGUGUGUCCUGCCCGAGUUGGCGGACGAUGCCCUCCCCCACGUGCCCUACCACUUGGUCCUACGGAAGGCGUUCAACCUCAACCCCAGUCUGGAGUUCCGGUGCUUCGUGCGCCAGCGGCGUGUGAUUGCCAUCUCGCAGCGCGAGAUGAACCAUUUUGACUUUCUGUUUGAUCUGCGCGACCGCUUCGGCAGGCUCAUUCGCGACUUUGUCGAGGAUAGGCUGGUGGCCGGGUUUCCGGACGAAAACUUCGUGGCAGACGUGUAUAUCCCGCCGCCGCAUGAGAAGGUGUGGUUGAUCGAUGUGAAUCCGUGGGCGCCGAGGACCGAUCCGCUCCUGUUUUCGUGGUUGGAACUGUUGACCUUGGAGGUUCCGGCCGUAGAGGAGGGGAAAGAGUCGUCACAGGGGCUCCCACGGACAGAGACGCAGCCGGGAGCAAAUGGCGACGAUGGUCGCGAAGAAUUUGUCAGACUGACGAUCCAGUCUCGGGCGACGUGUCCAGCGUUUUCGGAAUACAAGCACGAACACGAGCUGGAGCAGGAAGUGCAGGCGCCUUUGGGCACAGAAGGCGACGGAGACGACGAGUCGAGCGCCGGAUCCGAAGCAGAUGCUGAUGUCGAUGCUGAUGCUGAUUCCGAAACAAUCUUUGUCCCCGAGUUCCGCCUCGUCAACCGCGACGACCCAGAAGCAUACCAGUUCUCGGCGACGAAAUACUCGGCACAUAAACUGCCCAAGGACGUCGUGGACGCUAGCCUCGCGCCAGGAGGCAUGAAGGACAUGAUGGACGAGUGGAAGAGGGUCAUGGAGAGGCAACAGCAGGAGAGUGAUACAGAUACGGAUUCGGAUUCUGGCACAAAGUACCGAGCGAUGAGCGAUGAGCGGUGUUGA